AUGCCACCAGCAGAUCCCUUUCCAGAGCCCCUGAGGAAACCUGGGUGCAGCCAGGACCCCAACUUUGAGGACACACUGCUGGGUUCAUCUCAGGCUCUAUGGGGUAACUGGAAGGAUGGGUUAAUCCUGAAUGUGGCUGCAGCCAAUUUAGGUGACCUGCCAGAUGAGAGGUUUCUGGAGGACAAGAGAACUGACUUUGAGAUUUCACUGGCCAAGGGGCUGGCCAAAUUAGCCAUCAAAGACUCUCUAAACGUUCUUGUUCCCUGGAAUGACCUGGAUGACUUCAACAAGAUCUUUUGGUGUGACCACAGCCAGCUGGCUGUGAAGGUGCGGGACUCCUGGAAGGAAAAUGCCUUAUUUGGGUACCAGUUUCUCAAUUGCACCAACCCCAUGCUGCUAAGGCGCGCCAGUCGCCUUCCUGCCCGCCUGGUGUUCCCUUCUGGGAUGGAGGAGGUGCAGGCCCAGCUGGAGCAGGAGCUGCAGGGAGGCACGCUGUUUGAAGCCGACUUCUCCCUGCUGGAUGGGAUCAAGGCCAACGUCAUCCUAUGUAGCCAGCAAUACCUGGCUGCCCCUCUGGUCAUGCUCAAACUGCAGCCUGAUGGGAAACUCUUGCCCAUGGUCAUCCAGCUCCAAUUGCCACGCAUGGGAUCCCCACCACCACCACUUUUCCUGCCCACGGACCCCCCAAUGGCCUGGCUCCUGGCCAAAUGCUGGGUCCGGAGCUCUGACUUCCAGCUUCACGAGCUUCUCUCUCAUCUUCUGAGGGGACAUUUGAUGGCUGAGGUUAUCGCUAUGGCCACCAUGAGAUGCCUUCCAUCGAUACACCCUAUCUUCAAGCUGAUAAUCCCCCACCUGCGAUACACCAUGGAAAUUAAUGUUCGGGCCAGGAAUGGGCUGGUCUCCGACAUGGGCGUUUUUGACCAGGUGGUGAGCACCGGUGGGGGAGGCCACGUGGAGCUGCUUAAGCGCGCUAGAACCUCUUUAACCUAUAGAUCAUUCUGUCCCCCCGAUGACCUGACUGACCGGGGGCUUCUGGGAGUCAAGUCUUCUUACUAUGCUCAGGAUGCUCUGCGGCUCUGGGAAAUCAUCUAUCGCUAUGUGGAGGGAAUUGUGAGUCUUCACUAUAAGACAGACAAGGCGGUGAAAGAGGACCUUGAACUGCAGACCUGGUGUCGAGAGAUCACUGAGAUUGGCCUGCUAGGGGCCCAGGACCAAGGAUUUCCCAUGUCCUUAGAGACUCGGGACCAGCUUUGCCACUUUGUCACCAUGUGCAUCUUCACCUGCACUGGCCAGCAUGCCUCUGUCCACCUGGGCCAGCUGGAUUGGUAUGCUUGGGUCCCUAACGCACCCUGCACAAUGCGGCUGCCCCCACCGACCACCAAGGAUGUGACACUGGAGAUGGUGAUGGCCACACUGCCCAACUUUCAUCAGGCUGCUCUCCAGAUGUCCAUUACCUGGCAACUGGGCAGACGUCAGCCCUUUAUUGUGGCUCUGGGCCAGCAUGAGGAGGAGUAUUUUUCAGGCCCUGAGCCCAAAGCUGCGCUGAAGAAGUUCAGGGAGGAGCUGGCUGCCCUGGAUGAGGAAAUUGAGGUCCGGAAUGCAAAGCUGGAUAUGCCCUACGAGUACCUGCGACCCAGCAGAGUGGAAAACAGUGUGGCCAUAUGAGCACCCCUGGCCUGUGGUUGUUUCAGCAUCUCUUCCCCCAACCCACAGCCCCAUCCCUUAGAGCAGCGGUUCUCAACCUGUGGGUCGCGACCCCUUUGGCGGUCGAACGGCACUUUCACAGGGUUCGCCUAAGACCAUCCUGCAUAUCAGAUCUUUACAUUAUGAUUAAUAACAGUAGCAACAUUACAGUUAUGAAGUAGCAACGAAAAUAAUUUUAUGGUUGGGUCACAACAUGAGGAACUGUAUUUAAAGGGCCAGAAGGUUGAGAACCACUGCCUUAGAGCUUUCAGUCUUCCUCUCCCAGCCAGGCCCCUUUCUAUCUCCUCCCUCCCUAGAGAGUCCCUUUUGCUUUGUGUGUGCCCACAGUGAACACAUUGUACUCUAGACGCACCACCUAGGGGCCUCAUUUUCCCUUUAUUCCUCCCACUUUUCCUAUUGUCCUCCCUCCCUCCCUCAUCACUGGGUUCUCCCAAAGCGCAGAGAGUAGUCACAUUUAUAUAAACGGUUUCACUGGACGAGGGCAAUAAUACAUAUUACUCCACAUGCUUAUAAUUUUGAGUUUAACUAUAAAAAAAGAUAUUUUAGACUAAUGAAAAAAACAAAAUUAGAUAAAACUAUCCUAAAUCAAACACUGGCAAAAGAAUCUACAGUAAGUCUUUUUAACUCAGUGGGAUUUCACACGUCCUGAAGCCAGACACAGCACAGGGCAGACCAUGGACAUGGCAGUUCUGAAGAUUCUCACUUUGUGGCUCACUUAGAAAACGGCAUGUGGAAGUAAAGUGGUUAAACCCAAGAAGCUGCUCCGAGCUGGGGGGAUUUGGCCUUGGGGCUUCAGUCUGAGGGGUCCAUACUUACAACCCAUUUGCAGUUCACCAGC
Messenger RNA from Myotis lucifugus (little brown bat), 2542 nucleotides. RefSeq names its product arachidonate 15-lipoxygenase-like. Bases 1 to 1665 code for a protein of 554 amino acids. Gene Ontology annotation, molecular function: iron ion binding; arachidonate 12(S)-lipoxygenase activity; arachidonate 15-lipoxygenase activity. The record is from RefSeq and is a predicted model, not a curated record. Lineage: Eukaryota; Metazoa; Chordata; Mammalia; Chiroptera; Vespertilionidae. Gene Ontology annotation, cellular component: cytosol; plasma membrane. The transcript is spliced from 12 exons. Gene Ontology annotation, biological process: linoleic acid metabolic process; lipid oxidation.